GUAGGUUAAAGCCUCCCAGUGGGAAAACGGAAGAUAUGAGAGACAGCAGAUUGCUGGUUGUGAUACUCACUAGAAGGAAAAACGAAAAAAAGGAGCAUGUGAUUCUAGAGCUACAUCCAGACGAAUGUGGGGUUUGAGAGGGCCUCUUGAGAAUUCCUAAAUGCCUCACUGGUUCUAUACGGACUUCAUUAAAAAGGAAUUGUCUCUUUCUAUUAUUUAGGUGAGUGGAGAUAGAAAAGCGCUGCUAGCACAUGAAUUUCCUGCAGAACCUCCCUUUCCAUCCGCGCCAACAUGCAGAGCAACUACUCCCUGGUUGUCACCACCAGAGAAGCUCUCCAAGUCCUCUAUACAGCACUGACAAAUUCAUCAGCUGCAUUGCGCUUGCCUCCUCCCUGCCCACUUACCUCUUCAGAUUAUCAGUUUUCACUCAUUCCAGCACUCUUUUCUGUGAUUUUUGUUUUGGGGUUAGUUGGCAACAGUGUGGUGGUUGUGGUUCUUUGUCGUCACAGUGGCCCCAAGACAGUUGCUAAUAUCUACAUUUUCAACCUGGCCGUGGCGGAUUUGCUGUGCCUCGCCACCCUUCCCUUCUGGGCUACCUACUACUCACAGAGGUACAACUGGCUCUUUGGGUCUCUCAUGUGCAAAAUCUCCAGUUCUGUCCUGUGCUUGAACAUGUUUGCAAGUAUAUUUUUCAUCACGUGCAUGAGUGUGGACCGGUACCAUGCUAUUGUCCAUCCUAUUCGCUCUCAAAGAAGAACCCCACAACAAGCAUAUUUUAUAGCAUUGAUUGUGUGGGGUCUUGCUUGUUUGUCCUCCCUCCCAACUUUUUAUUUUCGUGACACUCACUACGUUGAAAGCUUGGGGGUCAAUGCUUGCAUUAUGGCCUUUCCCCAUGAGAAUUAUGCAAAAUGGUCUGUGGCAACAGCUUUCUUGAAAAAUGCACUUGGAUUCUUCAUCCCCUUGACAGUGAUCACCACGUGUUACAUCUGGAUCAGGAGGCAUUUGCUCAAAGCACAGGAGUUUGGGAAAAACAAGCAGAAAAGGGAUAAAGUGCUAAAGCUGGUGGCUGCUGUUGUUGUGGCCUUCUUAAUCUCCUGGCUCCUAUUCCACAUAUUAACAUUUUUGGAUGCCUUGGCUCGUAUGAACAUCAUUAACAACUGUGACGUGACUGGGAUCAUUGACGCAACGCUGCCGUUUGGCAUCUGCAUGGCAUUUGCCAACAGCUGCAUCAACCCUUUCCUGUACUGCUUUAUUGGGAACCAGUUCCAGGAGAAGCUCCAUCACUUGUUUAAGCGACGAGUUUAUCAGUUCAACAGCUAUCAAGAGAGCUCUUCUUUGAGGAAAGGGAGCUGCUUCAGAGAUGCUGAGACCCCCUUGGGCAGGGAAAGGAGGCCGGACUUCUUGCUGUAGGCACUGGGGCAUGAUGUGGGGUGAUGUCAGUGUAGCUGGCUGUUCCUGUAGUGGUGAUGCUCUUCUGUGCUAUUCUCUUCAUUUCGUGCCCGUUCACUCACCAGCUGUUUGAAGGAGAAUCUGUU
This is a messenger RNA of Cuculus canorus (common cuckoo), 1535 nucleotides long. It is a transcript of the gene AGTR2, whose product is annotated as angiotensin II receptor type 2. Gene Ontology annotation, cellular component: membrane. NCBI's taxonomy places the organism in Eukaryota, Metazoa, Chordata, Aves, Cuculiformes, Cuculidae. The transcript is spliced from 3 exons. Bases 292 to 1410 code for a protein of 372 amino acids. Gene Ontology annotation, biological process: regulation of apoptotic process; immune response; G protein-coupled receptor signaling pathway. The record is from RefSeq and is a predicted model, not a curated record. Gene Ontology annotation, molecular function: angiotensin type II receptor activity.